UAAACAAAAUCCGAUGAUGGGUUGUCACUUGGUUACGAGAAAAAUUUUCCCUCAUUUUUCUCGAGAAAUAAAAUUUCCAUGUCUGACACUGAGAUUCUAUUCUUACAAUUCCUUCUCACUUUAAUUUUUCCCUUCUCAUUGUUUGUUUCCAGUUCCACUGAUCUCUCGAUAGCCCCGUCGUGGAGAACUCGCUGACCCCAUUCUUAGACUUGUUUCUCCAAUCCGAAGUUUUGAUCUUUUUCUAGAUUUUGAAAUUGGAACAUGAUUUUUGGUCAACUGGGUCAAAUGGGUUUCUUCCAAAUCUUCAAAUUGUUCUAAAUCCUUUCUAUUUGAAAUUUUGCUUUUUGUGUGUGUUUGUUUGUUCGUGUGUGUGGUUGUUGGUGGGAAUGGAUUCCAAGGAUGUUAAUGGUAACAUCAAGGAUAAACACAAACCUGUUGUGGCCUCUUUAGGUGGUGAGAAGGUUGAAGAUCACGUCAACGGUGAAGAUGAUAGUGAUUCCAAUGCUUUGUUGCCUCCUCGGAGAGGUGGCAUGUCCAGAAACUGUGACAAGACUCGCCGGAAAGUGCAGUGGAAUGAUAGGAACGGGAACAAGCUUGCUGAGGUGUUGGAAUAUGAGCCAAGUGAUGUUAGUGACUCAGAAGAUGAGGAUUCAGAUUCUUGCAUCUGUACAAUAAUGUAGAAACCAUCUUGAUAAUUGUCUCAAACUCUGCUGGAUCAGGGAGGCAUUAUUGUGGCUUGCCAACCCUGAUAUUGACCAAAACAUGACAACUCAGCAGGUUUGAUCUUUGUUUUGAGGUGGGAUCAACAUUCCAACGCGCCAAGACAAGCAACUUCUCAUGUCUACCAAGCAAUGGAUCCAGUUUAGCUUACUGGGUUUUGAGAUGAUUUCAUAGAUGGACUUUGGGGUGAGUUCUCGGACGUAGAACAAAAUACACAUGAUAGCAAUAUGAUUUGGGCAGUGAUGAUAGCAUUCAUGCUUAGCCACAUCUACUGAUACUGUAAAAGCUGUGCACUCAAUUGCUUUAAUCAUCAUCUUUCUAAUUAAAGUGGAGACCCCUCUAUUAAAUAUUUCCUUUUGUUUUCUAGUUCCUCAAUAUAUGGAACAAAUUCAAGUAAUUAUGCUGAAACAUAGUCCUUUUGUACUGCUGGUAUCUUUGCUGCAGAAUAAGCGUUUAUAUUCAGUUCUACUUUUUAUGUGAAUCUACUCUUCAUAUUAUGUUGUACAGACUCUCUAGACAAAAGUCUUAUAUCCUACUAUGUUUCACUUGACCACAA
Molecule: messenger RNA, 1276 nt
Organism: Cajanus cajan (pigeon pea)
Lineage: Eukaryota; Viridiplantae; Streptophyta; Magnoliopsida; Fabales; Fabaceae
Source: RefSeq, a predicted model, not a curated record